GUGCAUUCCAACGAUCCAACUGCAUACCUUCCGCCAGAGCACUCCCGCUGCCAUUGAUAUACCUUAGCGGACCCAAUCCCUUUCCAUCACUGUAACUGCUCGGGGGAGCAAUAUGCGCUGCCAUUGACCGACCGAUAUCGCGAAAUGGCUAUCACCAAUGGAGCCCCGGCCCUCAAGGGCCCAACUCGGGUCCAGAUCCUAGGGAAGGACACAAUCGUUGUCGACUAUGGACUCUGGGAGAACUUUGUAGCGCAGGAUCUCCUGUCGAACAUACCCUCGUCAACCUACGUCCUCAUCACCGACACGAACAUCGGCCCACGCUAUGCUCCGGUGUUCGAGAAAGCGUUCGCCGCCCAGCAACCUGCGGCGCGACUCCUGUCCUACCAGAUCCCACCAGGCGAAACCUCUAAAUCUCGAUCGACCAAGGGGGAUGUGGAAGAUUGGCUGUUGGCGCAACGAUGCACGCGGGAUACGGUCAUAAUCGCUCUGGGAGGCGGUGUCAUCGGGGAUAUGAUCGGAUUCGUUGCCGCGACCUACAUGCGAGGGGUUCGCUUUGUUCAGGUACCGACGACGCUUCUGGCUAUGGUGGACUCAUCGAUCGGCGGAAAGACGGCGAUAGAUACACCGGUUGGAAAGAACUUGGUCGGAGCGUUUUGGCAACCGGAACGGAUUUACAUUGACCUGAAGUUUCUGGAGACCCUUCCAAAGCGAGAGGUAAUCAAUGGGAUGGCAGAAGUUGUUAAGACGGCGGCUAUAUGGUCGAAGGAUGAUUUCACCGACCUGGAAGAGAAUGCCGAACUCAUCAUGAGUAGCCUUGAAAGCGAUGGAAAGAGCCAACACAGCCUCCUGCGGAUCGUGGAUAUCCUCAAAAGAGUGAUUCUUGGCUCGGUCCGAGUGAAGGCACACGUCGUCUCGGCCGACGAGAGAGAAGGCGGAUUGCGCAACCUCCUCAACUUCGGGCACUCGAUUGGUCACGCUAUGGAAGCCAUCUUGACUCCUCAGAUCCUCCAUGGAGAGUGUGUCGCCAUCGGAAUGGUCAAGGAGGCGGAAUUGGCCCGAUACCUAGGCGUCCUGUCGCCUUCCGCGGUCGCUCGGCUGACCAAGUGUAUCGCAAGCUAUGGCCUGCCCAUCUCGCUGGACGACAAAGUGAUUCGAAAGCGCUCCGCUAAUAAGCACUGUCUCGUCGACGACCUGAUUCAGAUCAUGGCGGUGGACAAGAAGAACGAUGGAGCGAAGAAGAAGAUUGUGCUUCUGUCGGCCAUCGGCAAGACUCAUGAGCCGAAGGCGAGCACAGUUGCAGAUCGAGACAUCCGCAUGGUCCUCUCUCCUAGUGUCCGAAUCACGCCUCAUGUACCGGCCAUGGGUGCCGUGAUCUGCAAACCACCAGGCUCCAAGAGUAUCUCGAACCGCGUCCUGGUCCUGGCGGCGCUGGGAAGUGGCAGCUGCAAGAUCACGAAUCUGCUCCACUCCGACGACACACAAGUCAUGCUCGCCGCCAUUGCAAAGCUGGGCGGUGCGACUUAUUCCUGGGAAGAAGAAGGCGAAGUGCUCGUCGUGAACGGAAACGGAGGAAAACUGAGCGCAUACCAUGAAGAGCUGUAUCUUGGAAAUGCAGGCACCGCAUCGCGUUUCCUCACCUCCGUCGCAACCCUGGCGAAAAUGUCUUCCGUGUCCUCCACGGUCGUGACUGGGAAUGCCCGCAUGAAAGAACGACCAAUCGGCCCUCUCGUCGACUCCCUGCGUGCCAACGGCGCCAAAAUCGACUAUGUCGAGCGCGAAGGAAGCUUGCCUCUCCGGAUUGAAGCUUCCGCUGGACUCAAAGGGGGUGAUAUCACACUUGCGGCGACCGUGUCCUCGCAGUACGUGUCGUCUCUGCUGAUGUGUGCCCCUUACGCGAUGGAGCCCGUGACCCUGCGGCUGGUCGGGGGAAAGCCCAUCUCGCAGCUGUACAUUGAUAUGACCAUCGCGAUGAUGGCGUCUUUCGGUGUCAACGUCGAGGUGUCGAAGACCGAGCCUUACACUUACCACAUUCCGCGACAAGCAUACAAAAACCCUGCAGCAUACGAAGUGGAAAGCGAUGCUAGCUCCGCGACUUACCCUCUAUCGGUAGCUGCUAUUACGGGGACGACCUGCACUGUCCCGAACAUUGGGUCAGCCUCUCUUCAAGGCGAUGCUCGCUUCGCAGUCGAUGUCUUGCGGCCCAUGGGCUGUACCGUGGAGCAGACUUCUACCUCAACAACGGUCACUGGGCCACCUCCCGGCCAAUUGAAGGCAUUGACCGACGUGGAUAUGGAGCCGAUGACGGAUGCCUUCCUUACCGCGUCAGUCCUCGCUGCCGUCGCGACCAACAACGGCCACACUUCUACCACGCGGAUUCUGGGAAUCGCCAACCAACGAGUGAAAGAAUGCAACCGCAUCGCCGCGAUGAGGGUGCAAUUGGCCAAGUUCGGGGUCGUUUGCAGAGAGCUUGACGAUGGGAUCGAAAUCGAUGGAAGGGGGUUGGAUAUUGACUCGCCUUCGCAGAGCAUUUACUGCUAUGACGACCAUCGUGUUGCCAUGAGCUUCAGUGUCUUAGGCUUGGUCAGCCCAACGCCUGCUACCGUUCAGGAGAAGGCUUGCACUGGGAAGACUUGGCCAGGAUGGUGGGACAACCUCGCGCAACUGUUUGGGGUCCCGCUCGAAGGCGCCGAUGAUCUCGAGGAGCACGCCGUAAAUGGUGCCGACGUCGGUUUUGGAAAGUCAAUUAUCAUCAUUGGCAUGAGAGGAGCAGGCAAGACGACGACAGGGGGGUGGGCUUCGGAAAUCUUGGGUUGGCCUUUGGCUGAUCUCGACACUGCCCUGGAAGACCAUAUGGGGAUGUCCAUUCCCGAUAUCAUCAAGCAGCACGGCUGGGAAGGGUUCCGCGAAGAAGAGCUGAAGAUGCUCUCUGGAUCCAUAAAAGCGAAACCCACCCGACAUAUCCUCGCCUGCGGUGGCGGCGUCGUCGAAAUGCCGGCCGCCCGAAAAUUGCUGUGCGAUUACAAAAAGUCCGGUGGUGUGGUCUUGCUGAUCAGCCGGGAGAUCGAGAAAGUGAUGGCCUUCCUCAACAUCGACAAGACACGGCCCGCAUAUGUGGAAGACAUGGUCGGUGUCUGGCUGCGGAGGAAGCCGUGGUUUCUCGAGUGCAGCAACUUUCAUUUCCACAGCCGGACCGUCUCCCAGGAGGGACUCGGGGUUUCGCACGAUGACUUUUCCCGCUUCUUGUCGCUGAUGACAGGACGGAACAAGUCCCUGGAGAACGCCAAGGCGAAAAAACAUUCGUUCUUCGUUUGCCUGACGUACCCCAACCUAGAACCUCAUGCGGAAACUCUCAAGGCGGUGGCUGUUGGAUCCGACGCGGUGGAGCUUCGCGUCGAUUUGCUUAAGGAUCCGGCAAAUGUGAACGGUGUCCCAAGCGUCGACUAUCUCAUUGACCAAGUGGCAAUCUUGCGGUCCGUCGUACCACAUCUACCCCUAAUCUUCACCCUUCGGACCCAAAGCCAAGGCGGCCAGUUCCCUGAGGAUGCAGAAGAAGCGGCGUUGGCUCUGUACAAGACCGCCGUUCGACUCUGCUUUGAUUACCUAGACUUGGAGAUGACGUCUAGUGAGACGCUCCUUGCCGAGGUGUCGGCGAUCAAAGGCUAUUCAAAAAUCAUUGCCUCGCAUCAUGAUCCCAAAGGGACAUUGUCAUGGAGCAAUGGAUCAUGGAUCCCGUUCUACAACAAAGCACUCCAGCACGGCGACAUCAUCAAGCUCGUGGGUCUUGCGAAGAGCAUCGAAGACAAUUUCAAGCUCGCCGAAUUCAAGCAAUGGGCCGCGCAAUCCCGCGCGACGCCCAUGAUCGCCAUCAACAUGGGCGAGCACGGCAAACUUAGCCGCGUCCUCAACGGCUUCCUCACGCCUGUCGCCCACCCUCUCCUCCCGGCGGCCGCAGCCCCAGGCCAGCUCAGCGCCAGCGACAUCCGCCGCACCUUGGUCACCCUCGGCGAAAUCUCCCCUAAAUCCUUCUACAUCCUCGGCGACCCCGUCCAGCAAUCCCGCUCGCCACCGCUCCAUAACUCCCUGUUCCGCAGCACCGGCCUUCCCCACCAUUACACCCGCCACGAAACCGCCGAGGUGACCCCGGAACUCCUCGAGCUCAUCCGCUCCCCGACCUUCGGCGGCGCCUCCGUCACGAUUCCCCUAAAACAACUCAUCCGACCGCACCUCGACUCCCUCGCCCCCUCCGCCCUCGCCAUCGGCGCCAUCAACACCAUCGUCCCCGAAACCGUCGCCGACGUCUCCGGCACGCACAUCACGCGCCUCGUCGGCCACAAUACUGACUGGCUCGGCAUGCGGCUCGUGCUUCGCCACUUCGGCGCCGGCACGCAGCGGCCCGGCGCGCAAAGCGGAGUGGUCAUCGGCGGGGGCGGGACGGCGCGGGCGGCAAUCUACGCGCUGAAGCAGCUGGGGUAUUCGCCGAUCUACCUGGUGGGGCGGUCGAGAGGGAAGAUGGAGGAGCUGGCGAGCGCGUUCGACGAGACGUAUGGGCUGCGGGUAAUCACCGGGGCUGAUGCGUUGGAGGAGCUGGAGGAGAUGCCGCAUGUGGCGAUCGGGACGGUGCCGGCGGAUAAGCCGAUUGAUAGUGGCGUGCAAGGUGUGGUGGAACGGGUGUUUGCGAUGGGGAAGGUUGAGGAGGUGGGGAAGGCGAGGAGGACGUUGUUGGAGAUGGCGUAUAAACCACCGGUGACGGAUCUGAUGAAGCUGGCGGAGAAGGAGGGGUGGAACACGAUCAAUGGGUUGGAGGUGUUGGUCGGGCAGGGGGUGUAUCAGUUCGAAUAUUGGACGGGGAUUAAACCUUUGUACAAGGAGGCUAGAGACGCGGUGAUGAGUGCAUAGAACCAUGUCGUAUGUAGCGUCUAGAUCUGGA
This is a messenger RNA of Eremomyces bilateralis CBS 781.70, 4927 nucleotides long. RefSeq names its product Pentafunctional AroM protein. The transcript has 2 exons. Gene Ontology annotation, cellular component: cytoplasm. The record is from RefSeq and is a predicted model, not a curated record. Gene Ontology annotation, biological process: aromatic amino acid biosynthetic process; chorismate biosynthetic process. Lineage: Eukaryota; Fungi; Ascomycota; Dothideomycetes; Eremomycetales; Eremomycetaceae. Bases 145 to 4896 code for a protein of 1583 amino acids. Gene Ontology annotation, molecular function: 3-phosphoshikimate 1-carboxyvinyltransferase activity; 3-dehydroquinate dehydratase activity; shikimate 3-dehydrogenase (NADP+) activity.